CAGUAUCCUUAUUAGGAGAGGAUUACAGUUCAAACUCACAUCUCCACUACUAGGAACCAGGAUGGACUGCUCAGUCUCCUACAGCGACUUGAAGGAACUCGUGGAAAAGAGCCAGGAUCUAGUUUUGAUUGACGUACGAACUGAAGGAGAGGUGGCAAGAGGAAGCAUUCCUAGGUCCAUUAACAUUCCACUUCAUUUGAUAGGGACCGCUCUGCAAAUGACCCCUGAGGAGUUCAAGGCCAAGUAUGGGAGGCUUAAACCUGCAACAGAUGCACCUGAGCUGGUGUUUCACUGUCAGUCAGGCCGGAGAGGCGAAUCAGCCGUGGACAUAGCCCAUAAACUAGGAUACGAGAAAGCACGUAAUUAUCCUGGUGGAUACAGUGAGUGGUGUAUGAAAGAAAGGAUCCUGUCUCAUAAAGCAUUUUGAACAUACACAUGCAACAGUGAAUUUUUUUUUAUUUAGUUGGUUUGCAUACAUUGUAUUGAAUACUGAU
Nematolebias whitei (Rio pearlfish) is the source of this 494-nucleotide messenger RNA. RefSeq names its product thiosulfate:glutathione sulfurtransferase. Gene Ontology annotation, molecular function: thiosulfate-cyanide sulfurtransferase activity. Lineage: Eukaryota; Metazoa; Chordata; Actinopteri; Cyprinodontiformes; Rivulidae. The transcript has 4 exons. The record is from RefSeq and is a predicted model, not a curated record. Bases 62 to 427 code for a protein of 121 amino acids. Gene Ontology annotation, cellular component: mitochondrion.